Messenger RNA from Aspergillus versicolor CBS 583.65, 1800 nucleotides. RefSeq names its product transcription factor domain-containing protein. The record is from RefSeq and is a predicted model, not a curated record. NCBI's taxonomy places the organism in Eukaryota, Fungi, Ascomycota, Eurotiomycetes, Eurotiales, Aspergillaceae. Gene Ontology annotation, molecular function: transcription cis-regulatory region binding; zinc ion binding; DNA-binding transcription factor activity, RNA polymerase II-specific. Gene Ontology annotation, cellular component: nucleus. The transcript has 5 exons. Bases 1 to 1800 code for a protein of 599 amino acids. Gene Ontology annotation, biological process: regulation of DNA-templated transcription.
AUGGUCGACUCCGCCUGGAUGACUGCCCCAUACGGCCGCGCUUGCGCCAGUUGUGCCCAGGCGAAAUGCAAAUGCUUGGUUGCGGAUGGCGAAGAAAGCUGUGCGCGAUGUCGCCGGCUGAACCGGGAGUGUAUACCCGCGCGGCGAACACGAAAGAUGAAUCCCAUGCGCAGAUCAGUCGCUGCAAAGACGGCGCAGUUGGAGCGCAGACUGGAUGAACUCACCACUUUGCUUUCGAGCCAAGCUGCGCAGCCAAAUACCGCGAUUAAUCCCACUGCUGCUGGCCCGGACCCUCCGCUGUCGGAUUCGGGGUUCAGCAGUGCGUCUCAGGCGCCUGGGUGCUCUCCACCUGGUGUCCAGGGACAUGCGGGUGAUGUUCCACAGCUUGCGGCUGCUCAUCCUGUCCCUGGUGACAAUUACUAUGAGGCCGAUGAUCAACAGAUUCUCGAUGAGUUUUGUGCAAACAGACUUCCUUACCUACCUUUUGUAUAUAUCCCUCCUCAUACCCCGGUGGAUAAGAUCAAGCGGGAGUCUCCGUUCUUGUGGCGCAGCAUGGUUACGCUGCAUUGCAAGGACACUCUGCGGCGGAUGGCCCUCCAUACGGAGCUUAAGGCUGCAGCUGCCAAUGCUCUGCUUGUAGAAUGUCAUCGGAGUUUUGACCUCCUGCAGUGUCUUAUCGUAUACCUUGCUUGGAUCGGGUUUGAAUGCCAGCCGCGCAAGAUCUCCCUCGGCCCAUACAUGCAAAUGGUCACUGGAUUAGUCUUGGAUAUAGGCCUUAAUAGACCCCCGCCACAAGCCCCUGAUAUACCAGGUGCACAGUUUAUCAGGACCGGUUCGGGAUCCUGUCGGCCGUGGGUGUCUUUAACUCGCAGCAUGGAUGAGCGCAGGGCUGUUCUUGGCUGUUUCGUUGUUUGCUCCGCAUUGUCGCAUACUUUGGGCCGCACGGACUCUUUACGGUGGACACCACAUAUGAAAGAGUGCCUGGAUGUCGUGCAAGAAGCAAAAGAAGCACCCGGCGACGCUGUGCUGGCGCAGAUGGUCCGCGCUCAGCUAGUUGUCGACAAGAUAGUAAAAGAGCUCGGCAAUGAUUUCGAGGCAGUGGGUGAUACGGAACGGAAAGCACCGCUCUCUGUAUAUGUCAACGGGUUGCAGGCCCAGAUCAACGAUGUGCGAAAUUCCACGCCCCCGGAAUUGUUCCAGAAUAACAUCCUGCCUUUACAUUGGUAUCACGCUGAAACGACCAUCUACGAAACGGCAAUGGUGAAAUCCGCCGCAGCAGACGAAAUCGAUUUUACUCGGCUUGACCAUCUUUAUGCCUGUCUCAACGCAGUCCAGAAGCGAUUCGAUGUGCUUCUCAGCUUCCCAGCAUCCGAAUUCGCAUACAUACCCUCAACGAUUCUCUUUCCCACUGCCCAUUCCCUAAUCUCACUCCUCCGUCUAUCCACCUUUGAAUAUCCCGGUUGGGAUCCAGUGAUGGUCCGCCGGACUGCCGACCUCCUGUCCCUCACCCAACAAGUAGCGGACAAAUUCCUCAGGGCCGCGGAGGCAGUAGGCAUCCAGAACCCACCGAAUAGCGAAAUCGCAGACUGCUUCACCACGGCAUCUCGAAUACUACUAGGCUUGAGAGCAGGGUGGGCAUCUCGGCUCCCCGAACUACCGAAUAUAGAGACCACGGCCCCGCCGGUGGAGAAAGUCCCACCGCUACCGGAUAUUAACCAGGAGCUUAUAGACACUUGGCUCUCCUCUCAAGACCUGUCCCUUCUCUCGGACCCCUCGUUUGGAGGCGCGUGGUGGUAUUAG